CGGAGUCAGCCUGCCUGCCGCCGCCGGAGCCUGGCAGGCACCCUGCUUUCCUGCACUCCUCCCGCACACGCUCCCAUCGUUUCCCCCUCCAGGCUGCACCGCCCCGGCUCCGAGUCAUCCCCGUCCCUGCGGCGGGGCCCGGGGCACAGCCGUCCCUCCGAGACCAGCACCAUGUGAGCAGAAGCCGAGCCACCGCCGGCACGUCCGGGAUGUAAAGAGGCGUCCGGCUGCUCGCACUCCGUCGCUGCCCUACCGCCCGCACCCUGUCGCUGCCGGAGACCCGCCGGCGUCCAUCGCUGCCCCGGGCCAGCAUGACCGAGGUGAACGCCAAGGAGCCCAGGGCGCCUCCGCCUACCACAGACGGGGCGGUCCUGCUGCAGGGUCAGCCCGGCCGAGAUCCCUUCCGCGAGGGAGCGGAGUCCAUCGACAUCUCCCUGGACGGGCUGCUUUACCCCAAGAGCAGCGACGAAGAGGAGGACGAAGAGGAGGACGAGGAAGGGGAGGAGGAGGAAGAGGAGGAGGAAGAGCCGCAGCAGCAGCAUCUGGGGCAGGAGGACGGCCGGGACUCCCUCUCCUACCAGCCAGGGAGCGGCUCCCUCUCGGUCAGGGACUCCCUGGACACCGUCCUGGACUCCUUCCUGGCGCCCGCGGCUCAUGCCAGCUCCGCCGUGGCCGCGGCGCCCUGGUCCUUUUUCGAGGCGGAGGAGGCGCCCGACGGCGCCAUGAGCAGCGGCUCCUCGCAGAAGGCGGCCGAAGCCGCCCCGGGGGUGCCGGGUCCCUCGCAGCCCCCGACGCGGCCCGCCGCGCUCUGGCCGCCCGGCGACGCCCCGGUCCCCGCCGCCAAGGCGCGGCCGGCGGGGCCCGGGGCCGGCGCGGAGGGUCCCGCCGCGGCGCCCAAGGACGAUGCCGUCGGUGUGGGGGCUCUGCCCGGCGGGUCCCGGGCGGGGGACCCGGGGCAGGAAUACCUGCACGUGCCUCUGCUGCCGCUCAACUCGGCCUUCCUGGCCUCCCGCACGCGGCAGCUGCUGGACGGGGCGGAGUACGAGGGCGGCGCGGUGCCGCGCUGCUCGCCCCCCGCCCCGUACCUGCCGGCCUACGGCUUCCCCGACGCCAAGGACGGGCCCUUCGCCUACGGCGACGUCCAGCCCGUGAUGAAGAUCAAGGAGGAGGGUCUCGGCCUCGCCGCCCGCUACCCGGGCGGCCGGGCCAGCCCCGCGGCGGGCUGCCACGACUACCCGCAGGCUCCGCGGGCCGGGCAGGAGCCCUCGCUGGAGUGCGUCCUGUACAAGGCGGAGCCCAGCCUGCUGGCCGGCGCAUACGGGCCCUCGGCGCCCCCCGACAGCCUGCCCUCCACCUCGGCCGCGCCGCCGGGGCUCUACCCGGCCCUGGGGCUGAACGGGCACCAGCCGCUCGGCUUCCCGGCCGCCGUGCUCAAGGAGGGCCUGCCCCAGCUCUGCCCGCCCUACCUCGGCUACGCGCGGCCAGACACGGAAACCAGCCAAAGUUCUCAGUUCAGUUUCGAAUCACUACCCCAGAAGAUCUGUCUCAUCUGUGGUGAUGAGGCUUCAGGUUGCCACUAUGGAGUACUUACCUGUGGAAGUUGUAAAGUCUUCUUUAAAAGGGCAAUGGAAGGGCAGCACAACUAUUUAUGUGCUGGAAGAAAUGACUGCAUAGUCGAUAAAAUCCGUAGGAAGAACUGUCCAGCAUGUCGCUUGAGGAAGUGCUGUCAAGCUGGUAUGGUCCUGGGAGGUCGAAAAUUGAAAAAGUUUAACAAAAUUAAGGUUGUGAGAACAUUAGAUGUUGCCCUCCAGCAGCCAGCAGCACUUCAAGAUGAAAGCCAGUCUCUAACCCAAAGGCUGUCCUUUUCUCCAAAUCAAGAAAUACAGUUUGUUCCCCCAAUGAUAAGUGUUUUACGAGGCAUUGAGCCAGAAGUUGUCUAUGCCGGUUAUGACAAUACGAAACCCGAAACACCAAGUUCCUUGCUGACCAGUCUGAAUCACCUUUGUGAGAGGCAACUUCUUUGUGUAGUCAAGUGGUCUAAAUUGCUACCAGGUUUUCGGAAUUUGCAUAUCGAUGAUCAGAUAACCCUCAUCCAAUAUUCCUGGAUGAGUCUAAUGGUUUUUGCGAUGGGGUGGAGAUCAUACAAACAUGUCAGUGGUCAGAUGUUGUAUUUUGCACCAGAUCUGAUUCUAAAUGAACAGAGGAUGAAAGAAUCAUCGUUCUAUUCCCUGUGCCUAUCCAUGUGGCAACUCCCACAGGAAUUUGUCAGACUUCAAGUUAGCCAAGAAGAGUUCCUAUGUAUGAAAGCACUGUUACUUCUCAACACAAUUCCUUUGGAAGGUCUAAGAAGUCAAAGCCAAUUUGAUGAGAUGAGAACAAGUUACAUCAGAGAACUGGUGAAGGCAAUUGGUUUGCGCCAGAAAGGCGUUGUGGCCAACUCACAGCGUUUCUAUCAACUUACAAAACUGAUGGAUUCCAUGCAUGAUCUGGUGAAACAGCUCCAUCUCUUCUGUUUGAACACAUUUCUCCAGUCCCGUGCACUGAGCGUUGAAUUCCCUGAGAUGAUGUCAGAGGUGAUUGCUGCCCAGCUACCCAAGAUUCUAGCAGGGAUGGUGAAACCUCUUCUCUUUCACAAGAAGUGAAAUGUCUUUUCUCUUAUCCUAGAGAUGAUGCCUGGGUCAUUUUUUGUUUGUUUAUUCUGGUCAAGAUUUUGCAAUGUCAGGACUUCAGCAUAUUUGACACAACUUGCUGACUGCUUUAUACCUGUAACAUACACAAGCCAUUCAAGCUUGAUGUACAUAUUGUGAGUUCCUGAUUCCUUUACUGCAAAAAUCACAACAGUCAUAAGGAAUGUUUUGUAAACUUGUCUAAGCUGCUUUUUAGAUAUGCAUAUAAAUGACAAUUAAUAGACUUUCCAGAUUUCUAACAACAGUUAUACAUUUUUCUUACACAUUGCACAAUCUUGAAUUUCCGGUAUGAUAUGGUGCAAAAUUUUUACUUUAGUACAUUGUGUGCAUGGGUACAUGUGGGCACGUGCAUAAUAUAAGAUUUUGGAGAAAUUAAAAUAAAUAUUGCCCACAUUUUCUUAUGGAUAUUUUACUUUUUAUUACUGCAAUGCCAUAAUGAGUAACUAAUGUGUUAGGCAUACAGUAUACAUUCAUACUCUCAUCUGUGGUUGUAUUGAAACUCUUAAGUCCAGAAGACUGUUUUCUGCAGCAUUCAGUGGAACUCUUCUUCAAAAAUCAGAAAGUAUAGGAAAAUUUCGGUGUGUAUUAUAUCUGAAGUAAUGUGUGUGCAAACCCACUAAGCUUUGGUUUGUGUUAUUUUUCCUUAAAAGUUCAGCACUUACUAAAGCUAAAUCACUUAGCUGUAAUCUUAAAUUCAUCAGGUCUUACAUUCUGUAUUUCAGAAACUUUAAAUAGAGAUGUUUUCACGGACUGCAACUCUUAAUAAUCUAAAUGUUUUGAAUUCCAAUGCUGAACACUCAAUCAGCCAUUAGCAUCAAAUUAUAGUGAGAUUAGAUGCAAAAAGAAAUGGAAAAUAUGACUCCAGACAUUUUGAUGCACAUCAGACUCAUUUUAGUACAAUUUAGUGGAGCUACAUAUUUUCUAAUUUAAAAGCAUGCCAUUAUAAAUGGGGUAAUUGUAAAAAAGAAAUUGGACUAAUUAGCUUUAUACAUUCAAGAAGAAUGACAUGUUUCACAUAAAAGUGAAUAUUCAGCUGAAAAAUAUAAUGUGGUGGUGUUUGUUCCUUUGAUGUGGUUAUGAAACAACUCAUGCAUUUAAGGCAGUUAAUUGUAGAUAUAUUCAAACAGCAGAGAAAUAGAUAAACCUUAAGAAGAAAUUAUGAGUCUAUUAAAAUAUGACAAAUAUUGCCAGUCAUUAGAAAUGAUACAUAAACAUAGGAAAUGGUGAGUCUUGUUUGGGUACUUCUGGCCUUAUGCUUUUGCUUUUGCCCAUGACUUGCUAGAUGCCCCCAUUGUGUGACUGUGUCCUGCUGGUGGUCUGUAGCUUGGUCUUUACAGACAUAUCCUUGUCACAUGAAUAAAGGCCCCUGGGAUGUAAGUUCAGCAUCCCUGGCUGAAUCAGGGUGCCCCUCAUUAAAAGUGUAAGUGAUGUUGCUUGUUGGUAAAAAUUACAUCUUCGUUCUUGAAAAAAUGUGGACUACUGUCAAGCACCAGAAUGUCUAAAGGUGUCUUUAGUGGUCAUAAUUUCCUAAAGCCAAUGAAAAAGAAUCUACAUUAGAACUGGGAAUAAAAGCAUUUUUGAGAUCCCCACAUAGUAAUACAAAACCCACUAGAGCUGGUGCAAAUGCGUGACCCUAGAUGAAGUGGUAUGGACAGACUUUGGUGUUAGUUGACUAGGUUUGUCAUUUCUAACUGCCCAGGAAAGCAAUGUCUUUCAUAUUCAAUACAGUCUGACUUUUAACUGUGAUUCUUAAAGCAAUUAUGUUUAAAUAAAUAGCACAAAAUUCUUUAUUUCUACAUCCUGAAAUUUUGUUUUCUUUAUUUUGUGUUUGCAUUCAGUAAAUGUGAUGCUCAGUAAAAAAUUCCAUUUCCAUCAUUCCACUUCCAUGUAAGAACAGUAUUUCCAUGCAUUCUUUUGGAACUGAAAUAUUUCCACAUGAUUUACCACUGAGUAAGCAGACUGUCUGUUUAACUGUUUAGAUUAAACUGAUAGCAGAAACUUCCCACACUAAAAACUACUCCUCAUCAUCCUAAUUCUGAAAUUAGAAGACAGAGCAGGCAAUAUGUUUGCCUUAGGAAUGCAUGGAUCUGCUUACAUCUGCCUUUUACUCAAUCCCUAAGUGGUUGACAUGUCACCAUGUCCCAUAAAAAUGGCAGCUUAGUCUGAAAUGCACUAUAUUUGUCUCCAAGGCAUAAUCAAAAAGGAAGAAAAAAUACCUUUUGGGAAUAGAUAACAAAGCUUAAAAACAUUCUCAAAAUGUAUUUCCAAAGGACCUCUAACUCACAGAAAAAAAUGCCAAAAGUUCAUGGCCAUGAUGAAUUCACUACACAAGAUAGAAUGAUUGGGUAAUUGUGUCUGCUAUGAGUCUGAAAGU
Molecule: messenger RNA, 5061 nt
Organism: Hirundo rustica (Barn swallow)
Lineage: Eukaryota; Metazoa; Chordata; Aves; Passeriformes; Hirundinidae
Gene: PGR
Product: progesterone receptor
Exons: 8
Coding region: 312-2642 (776 amino acids)
Biological process (GO): regulation of DNA-templated transcription; steroid hormone receptor signaling pathway
Cellular component (GO): nucleus
Molecular function (GO): steroid binding; nuclear steroid receptor activity; DNA-binding transcription factor activity
Source: RefSeq, a predicted model, not a curated record